AUGGGUGUUCCCAAGUUCCUAUCCAAGCUGCAGCCCCCGGCUCAGGACAACUCCCAGUCCUCCACCCCUGCUCGGUCAGACUCGACUGCCGAGAAGGACACUGGCAUCAUUGAUGACAGCCCUGUCAAGUAUUUGACAUGGCGGUCCUUUAUGCUGGGUAUCUGUGUGUCCAUGGGUGGUUUCAUCUUCGGUUACUCGACUGGUCAAAUCUCCGGUUUCACUACUAUGGACGACUUCAAGCAACGAUUUGGAGAAGACAUGGGUAAUGGGGAAAUUGGUUUCAGUAACGUCCGGAAUGGUUUGAUUGUUGGUUUGCUCUCCAUUGGUACCAUGGUUGGAGCCCUGGUCGCCGCCCCCAUCGCAGACCGUCUCGGCCGCAAAUAUUCUAUCUCCUUCUGGGCCCUCAUCCACAUGGUCGGCAUCAUCGUUCAGAUCGCCACAGACACCAAGUGGUACCAGGUCGCCGUGGGUCGUCUCGUCGCCGGUCUGGGUGUCGGUGCCCUCUCGUCCAUCGUUCCCAUGUACCAGUCCGAGUCUGCACCCCGCCAGGUUCGUGGUGCCAUGGUCAGUGCCUUCCAGCUGUUCGUCGCCUUCGGUAUCUUCAUCUCCUACAUUGUCAACUACGGCACCCACACCAUCGCCUCGACUGCUUCGUGGCGUAUCACCAUGGGUAUCGGCUUUGCCUGGCCCCUUAUCCUUGGUAUUGGUACUCUGUUCCUGCCUGAGUCGCCUCGUUUCGCCUACGGCCGUGGUCGCUUCGAGGAAGCCCGCAAGGUCAUGUGCAAGCUGUACGGUGUCCCCUCGAACCACCGCUGCAUCGCCCAGGAGAUGCAGGACAUGAAGGACAAGUUCGAGGAGGAGCAGAGAGCUGGCAAGGCCGCGUGGCACGAGAUCUUUACUGGUCCUCGCAUGUUGCACCGUACCAUCCUUGGUAUUGUGCUUCAGUCUCUGCAGCAGUUGACCGGUGCCAACUUCAUCUUCUACUUCGGUAACAGUAUCUUCGGAACUAUCGGUCUGGACAGCUACAUCACCCAGAUUAUUCUUGGUGCUGUCAACUUCGGUAUGACCUUCCCGGGCCUGUACAUUGUCGAGCACAUGGGUCGUCGUAACUCGCUCAUUCUCGGCGGUGCUUGGAUGUUCAUCUGUUUCAUGAUCUGGGCUUCGGUUGGACACUUCCAGCUUGGCGUUAGCGACUCGGCUGGUAAUGUUAUGAUUGCCUUUACCUGUCUGUUCAUUGUCGGCUAUGCGACUACCUGGGGUCCCAUUGUGUGGGCUAUCUGCGGUGAGCUCUACCCAGCCCGCUACCGCGCCGUCUGCAUCGGAAUCGCAACCGCCUCCAACUGGACCUGGAACUUCCUCAUCUCCUUCUUCACCCCCUUCAUCUCCGGCGCUAUCGACUACGCCUAUGGCUACGUCUUCGCUGGCUGUUGCUUCGUUGGCAUCUUCGUCGUCUACUUCUUCGUCAACGAGACCCAGGGCCGCACCCUCGAGGAAGUCGACACCAUGUACGUGCUGCACGUCAAGCCCUGGAAGAGCGCCUCGUGGGUGCCCCCGGAGGGCAUUGUACAGGAUUUGCACCCUCAUGGCGAUGAGAAUGAGAAGAAAGGGGAGGAGCAGCAGGAGGAGGCUGAGCCGAUUGAGAUUAGGGAGUAG
Messenger RNA from Aspergillus chevalieri, 1653 nucleotides. RefSeq names its product sugar porter family MFS transporter. The record is from RefSeq and is a predicted model, not a curated record. Gene Ontology annotation, molecular function: carbohydrate:proton symporter activity. The coding region runs from base 1 to 1653 and encodes 550 amino acids. Lineage: Eukaryota; Fungi; Ascomycota; Eurotiomycetes; Eurotiales; Aspergillaceae. The transcript is spliced from 4 exons. Gene Ontology annotation, biological process: carbohydrate transport; transmembrane transport. Gene Ontology annotation, cellular component: plasma membrane.